Puntigrus tetrazona (Sumatra barb) is the source of this 3179-nucleotide messenger RNA. RefSeq lists its product as uncharacterized. Bases 530 to 2728 code for a protein of 732 amino acids. The transcript has 4 exons. The record is from RefSeq and is a predicted model, not a curated record. Lineage: Eukaryota; Metazoa; Chordata; Actinopteri; Cypriniformes; Cyprinidae.
AAGAAUCCAUACAGCUCCAAUGUACCUUUAUUAACUUUAAUUUUACAAAGCAAAAGACCCAUCAUUGGUUUCUCUCAGUUCUUUAUCACAUGCUGCUGCUAUUCUGGCACAAUUGGAUGGAGUUUCAAAGCACUUCAUGUUUUACUGCAGAUGAAAGAAUCUGCAAGCAGUGUUAUGAUCUGUAGUAAUGAUCCUUCUGCAUUUCUGUCAGACAGUGGCCCAAACAAAAAACAGUGUCAUUAUUUACUUGCUGUCUUGUGUUGCCCCAUGCGCAUCUGACCCUUUUCUUGAUGUUUACUAAAAUGUUUGUGCUGAUAGUUUGUUCAAUAAAAUUGGUACAAAGUUAGAGAUAUUUCAUUAAAUAGCAUCCUGACCAUUAGAUGGCGCUAAUGCUCCUAAUUGGUUAUUAUUUGUCAGUUCAACUCAUUUAGGAAACAAGAGAGGAAGAACAAAGCAGUCACAUUUUACCAAUUUUCAAAACAACUAUGUGAUAAAACGUGAUUGAUUGUCUGUUAACCUCUGUGACAAUAUGGCUGCCACCUUGCCCCUUCCCGUCACAGAUUAUGUCUGCUAUCUGUGCACUUCCUAUUUAAAAGACUUUGUUGUUCUAAGAUGUUGCCACAGCUUGUGCAAAAACUGUCUACAAAGCUACUGGGAGCUCAACAAGUCCCUGGAGUGUCCUGUUUGUUUGAGUGAGACGCACUGUUCUGUCCUUCUACAUCAUUUAAGUAUUUCUCGCUUCACCUCAGGGGGUAAAUCCUCUCCAGACAGCAACUUCAAAACAUUCCAUUUGGGUAAUGCAGAAAGUGAACUGCAGUCAGUAGAGAAGGACUUUUCAGUGGUGAUGAGCACUGUUGCCAGCACUAAAACAGAAGAGGACACCAGUACCAUGGUCAAAAUGUUGAUGGAGGUCAAAUAUGAACCAACAGAAAACAUAGAAGACCUUAUAUAUGGAAAUACAAUAGAGGACAUUGCCUCUGUGAAGCGGAAGCAGAUGAAUGAAACCAGGGAUGAGGAACUGAUGCUACCUGACACAGUUUCUGCGCCCAGUUCCAUCUUAAAGGAACCCAAUGAAUUUAGAAAUAAUUCUCAACCACCUCCCACUACUAGUAAAUCAUUAAGGUCGAACCUUUGUCUAAAAUGCGGUAAGAGUUUUAAAAGAAAAUCUGACCUUAGAAGCCAUGAGAAGACUCACUCCUUAAAGAAGUCACACCGGUGCUUUAUCUGUGGAAAGGGUUAUGCUGGUAAACAUGAGCUCUCAAUGCACAUGAGGCUACACACUGGCGAGAAGCUGUUAGGCUGUUCUUAUUGCACAAAGAAGUUCAUCAGGGAGAGCGGACUAAAGUCCCACUUGAGGAGUCACACUGGAGAGAAGCCUUUCUUUUGCUCACAAUGUGGGAAAAGCUUUUCUCGAAGAAGUACCCUAAAUACUCACCUUCGGUUGCAUGUAGGUGCCUUGCCCCACCAGUGUGAUCAUUGUGGGAAGCUUUUCAACACAGCGGCGGCUAUGAGAGUCCACAGGGCAACCCAUACAGGAGAAAGACCCUUUCCGUGCCCGCAAUGUGACAAGAAGUUCAUUAAUAAAGUUAACUUGGAUGUUCACCUGGGUAGUCAUGCAGGGAAGAGGCCGUUCAGCUGUUCUGUGUGUGGGAAGAGUUUCUUGAGGAAGCAAGAACUCAAAACCCAUCAAACCAUUCACCAAGACAACCGUCCCUUUCAUUGCACAGACUGCGAGAGCAGCUUCAAAAGGAUGAGCCACCUCACAUCGCACAUAAAAAUCCAUUCCUCCGAGACCCCUUACAAAUGCACAUACUGCAGCAGAUCCUUCAAGCAUCCCAAUAGUCUCAAAAUGCAUGAGCGUGUUCACACUGGAGAGAAACCCUACUCUUGUGAACACUGUGGGAAAAGGUUCCCUUCUUCAGGUGAUCGAACUAGACACCUGGCUGUACACUCUGAGGUGAAAUCCUACAAGUGCCCGAAAUGUGACAAAAGCUUUCGCUUCAGGAACAGUAUGAGGUCCCACCAGGUCACACACACUGGGGAAAGACCAUUCCAUUGCAAUAAGUGUUCCAGGAGCUUCGUUAGGCUGGCAAAUCUCAAAGCUCACAAGGUGGUGCACACCGACGAAAGACGUUACAGCUGUUCUCAAUGCGGUGUGUCCUUCAAGUCCUCCUCUACUCUCAAGAGCCACCUCAUAAUCCAUUCCAGCAAGACUCUGUUCGACUGCACCACCUGUGGCAAAACCUUCACUCGUCAAGACACCUUCAAAAGGCAUCAAGACAUUCACGCAGGGAUCAAAGUCCACAAGUGUUCAGAGUGUGGAAAAUGUCUGAGCUCAGCGAGCGGCCUGAAGCUGCACAUGCAGGGUCAUUCGGGGAAGAAGAAAAUGUACAAAUGUGAUGAAUGCAAAAAGAACUUCAGUUCCAAGUCUUACCUCCUGAAGCACCGGAAGACUGCACACACUGACGAGAAGCCGUUUAUGUGUUUCAAGUGUGGGGAGAGCUUUAAUACAGACGGGAAACUGUUUACUCACCAAGUACAUCAUUCAGGACAGAUGGAUCAUGUUUGCUCCCAUUGUGAGAAGAAGUUUGCAAGGAAAGAGACACUAAGACGACAUGAGAAGAUGCACUCUGAGAAGAAGCCUCACCAGUGCUCGGAGUGUGGGAAGGGAUUCACAAGGAGCGACCAUCUAAAACAGCAUCAGAGAACUCACAACAAGAGAAAUUAAAUUGAAGUAAUGUUUUCUUUUUGAUUUCUGCCAAUUUUGUUAAUUUCUUUCAUUAGCUAUUAUAUGUUAGUGAAAGGAGUCAUUGCUGAAUUGAUGUAGCCAGUUACUAUGCACAGCAUUGCUUUAAUUAGCAUUUUCCUUUGCUACAGAAUUAUCUUACUUUUGUCCAGGCAUUUAAGUAAUGAGAUUGAGGAUUAAAAGAGUAUUGGACCCCCUCUUGAGUUCAUUUUGAAUAGCAUUUAUACUAUUUAUCGCUCCACCAGAUGGCAGUCUAUGCUUUGAGACAGAAGUCAAUGAAUCGUGAUACUAAAAAGGUGCUUGAAAACCCAACAUUGCAGUAUUGAAACAUACAAGUAUUUCAAUGUGAAGUGAAAGAGAUUGUGCUUUUGUUUCUGUGUCUCAAGAAUAUUAUGGAUGUUUUGUUUUGUCAAUAAAGUCAUUUAUACACUGA